Molecule: messenger RNA, 426 nt
Organism: Knipowitschia caucasica
Lineage: Eukaryota; Metazoa; Chordata; Actinopteri; Gobiiformes; Gobiidae
Source: the annotation of a GenBank genome assembly
AUGAACCUCACGACCCUCACGAACCUCACGACCCUCACGACCCUCACGAACCUCACGACCCUCAUGAACCUCACGACCCUCGCGAACCUCACGACCCUCAUGAACCUCACGACCCUCGCGAACCUCAUAAACCUCACGACCCUCAUGAACCUCACGACCCUCGCGAACCUCACGACCCUCAUGAACCUCACGACCCUCGCGAACCUCACGAACCUCACGACCCUCACGACCCUCACGACCCUCAUGAACCUCACGACCCUCGCGAACCUCACGACCCUCAUGAACCUCACGACCCUCGCGAACCUCAUAAACCUCACGACCCUCAUGAACCUCACGACCCUCACAACCCUCAUGAACCUCACGACCCAAAUGAACCUCACAACCCUCACAACCUCACGACCCUCACGAACUUCACAACCCUCAUGA